Molecule: messenger RNA, 4023 nt
Organism: Anolis sagrei ordinatus
Lineage: Eukaryota; Metazoa; Chordata; Lepidosauria; Squamata; Anolidae
Source: RefSeq, a predicted model, not a curated record
AUGACUGGAGACCCAUUGGCCAUGGAAACCCACUGGGUGAUCUUGGCCAAGUCAUAUUUCCUUGGCCCCAUGGGAAGGAGCCAAAUCUCUACAGAGCCUGUGACAACUCAACCCAGUCCUACAGGUGCAGCUACAUCCAGUAUCACUACCAUCAUACAUACUGGAGGCAACUGGUCUACUGGCUUGUUUGAUGUCUGCAGUGACAAGAAAGUUUGUUUGUGCGGUUCAUUGUGCUUCCCGUUCUUAGAAUGCAGUCUUGCAAGCCGCCAUGGAGAGUGCCUUUGUUUUCCACUGUUGCUGGGCUCCACCAUGGCAUUAAGAGCUGGCACCAGAGAGAGAUAUAAAAUACAUGGAACACUCUGUGAAGACUGGAUGGCAGUUCAUUGCUGCUGGCCUUUUGCAGUCUGCCAAAUGGCCCGAGAAAUGAAGAGGAGACCUAUAUUCCAGCUCUACAAAGUGCACCGAUCUUCUAUGCCGCCUCCAUUCAGAAGUGCCCUUGUUUAAAAACUUCCCAAAGAGCAUAAGUCAUAUAAUGUUUUCCCCCAGAAUGUUGAUUUUUUAAUGUAAUACAUUUCUUUAUUUAUAUUUUUCUCAGGGUAAGAUUUCUUUCACUCCCUCCACCAUGCACCUUUUUCUUUUCCAGGGAAGGGUGUUAAGUAACAGCCUAAUUCCAAAAGGAGUAGGCUAUUUAGUAGAUUAGAAUGCCAGUCAGAGCAGAGCUGCCUUCAGGAUUGACACUGCCAGGCAUCUACUGAGGCUAAUGGUGUGCAGCUUUCUAGCUUCUCAGAAUAAAAUUAAAGGCAUCAUUUUAAUUGUCCAAUAAUAUUACUUUUAAGAAAUAAGAUAAUUAUAUGGCAAUAGGUGGAGUUCAUUCUGACGCGAACAUAUGGAAACUGACAUAGACUAAGGAUAGAUGCCCAGUGGAGUUUAUUUUCUGCAUUUCAGAUAACAAGUUGAUUUAUUGAAGAGCUUGUACAGCACAACGGCUAGGAAGGAACUGUAACCCCAAAAGUCUCAGCUUCACUACAAGUUAAUUAGGCAAUGCACUUUAUUCCAACCUCACAUUUCAUCUGUAAUCAUUAGACAGCAAACAUCUUAGCCUACAGUAUGCAAAGGGACUUUGUAACUCUUUGGAGACUUUUAUCACCUUAUUACAUUGAGAAAUUUUGCAGGUGUAGCACACUUUAGCUUCUUUUCAAGCAUGGAGAGCUCAUCACAUGAGUUAAACUAGGGGGAAGUGUGCUGAAAGGAGGGAACUUUGGCAAUCUGACCUCAUCACGUUGAGAAAUUUUCCCCUCGUAGUACACUUCAGCCUCUUUUUGAGCAUGGAGGGGCACGGAGCUCAUCACAUGUUCCAGGAUUGAAAAGAGGCUGAAAUGUCCUGAAAGGAGGGAACUCUGAACAUGGGCCAGCAAUCGUGCCCAGAGCUCCUACCUCUUACCACACUUUACUCACAUCUUGACAAUUGAAAAAACAGGUGUGAUGCUGUCAGCAGUCUCUUGUAUCCUAUGGGGUUCAAUGCAGAACAAUAGGCUCUCGUGGAAAGCAAUGGUUUAAACCCGGAUCACUGUUUCUUUUAUCCUAUGGAGUUCAGGGCAGAACAAUAGGAUUUCAUUGAAAGAAGUGGUUUUAAACUGGUGCCAGUCACCUUUAAUGUAAGGGACUUUGGGCAGGGCAAGGGAGCUCUUGGUUUUCGGAUAUUGUUGUAUCUCCUGGUUUUAAAAAAAGAUAAUACUUACCGUGUGAUGAAUGUAAAUUUAUUGGCAGCUCUUAAGUUUCCACAUGUGAGUGUGAUGGGGAGGCAGAACUCAAAAUGGGACUGCUGAUGAUAUAAGAGGGGUGAAUCUUUACUUUUAAAGGGACGGUCACCCAUGCUUUCCCUUCUCAAUGUGAUAAGGUAUAGUGAGAAAAUUAAGUUGCUGCCACUGGUUUUCAAAGACAUAGAACACAUUUACAUAUGGAAAAUACCAUGGGAGUGAAUGAGAAUUGCUUUAUGACAUCCACAUGACACAUGAAGCCAUCUUGUCAGGGGAUGCUCUAAAGCUUCCUCGAAGCUCCAGAGCAGCACUGGACUUCAGGGUCUAUGUGAACAUGAGAGUCAGUUCUGAAUUGAAAUUGGCCCUGCUGCCCACAUGCUCAUCCUGCUUUCCAUCAUGGGUACAAGAGGGUGGCACUUACCUCUGUUGCCAUUUGUCACCACAGUGCUGCAGAGAGUUCCUAGUCAUUGCUAAUUGCCUUUGCUGAUGUUAGCAAAGGUACUGUGGGACUUGUAGAGGAGAUUGAGAAAGGAGAGGGAUCACUCCUCCUUCCCCCCUCCCUUCUUCAAGUUAUGUGGCACAUUUACUAAUGUGACACAUGAAUUUUCUGGGGCUGAGAAUGUGUGACUUGACCAAGACCUCCCAGUGGGUUUCCAUGGCUGAGCAAGGAAUUUAAUCCUGGUCUCUGGAAUUAUAGUGAAAUUCUCAAAGCAUUACACCACACAUUUUCUCUUAUGUUCUCCUUCCACAAAUGGAUAGUUUUGAUAUUUUUUUUCUAGAAAAAUCAAAGCAAUUUUCAGAGGAAAUGAGCUAUUUGUUUCCUCUUUUCACCUUAUUUAACAAAAACUAGGAAGCAUGCCUAUGGUUUAAAGCUCACAGGGUUAAACUACUUAAGGAUUCCUAGGUCUUUCAGCUGUUAUACAAGCAAUUACCCCUGACAAAUGAUUUGAUGCAAACUCUCUAGCUCUGUGGCAAUUCAUUACCUCAAUGUAUAAGAUGAGUUUAAAUUCUGCUCAUCAUGAACGCAUGCUACUGCUCAUUGUACUGGGCCAUUUGCUGUAAUUUGCUACAUUUGGUGCACUUCUGCAAGGCUUACCCCCUCCAGUCCCACAUUACUCCUAAAAAACAAUUCAGUUUUGCUUUGUGUUUCGUACCUAGAAAGCCCUUUUACAUAACAAAAAAUGUGAAGGUGUCCAAGAAAAGAAAAAUGUAUAAGAAGUAGCUUGUCAGCAUGAGGUGACAACUGAGCAUGUGCAUUUCAGUGCCAGAGCAGACCCAAGUAACUGUGUCUUCAGAUGAUCACAAAGAAAUCAGAGUUGGCUUCUGAGCAAUUUUCUAUUUCUUUCUGAGGGAAAAAUGUAACAGGUUCACUACAUGGAACAUCAGCUUUGCUGUCCAACACUGAGCAGAUGCAAUAUGAUGGAAAAGGCCUCUUUCCUGCCAUUGGCAUCUCCACUAAAUAAGUGGGAUUCUAAAUUCUGAACUAGGAGAAGAGGGCCUUUGGUUUUUCCAGGUAUUUUAGACUUGGAAACCUAAUGCACAGGCCUACAAAUUGGACAUGUAAAAUUAUGUGUGGUAUAGUAUUUGAAGUACCCUUUCCCUAGGAUUACUAGAACAUAUGCAUUGGUUUGAGUGUUGGACUAUGAUUCUGAAGACUGGGGUUACAAUAUCUGCAAGAAAUUGUGAACCCAUGAAAGGUUCACUGUGCGCUGUCAUACAUCAGAAAUGACUUGAAGAGACCCACACAAGCAAUGCAGGGAAAGACAAUGAUGAAGUAUAACCUUUCCCUCUUACUACAGUACAACUCCAGUAUCUACAGAACCAUUACCUGUGGUUUCAUUUAUCCAUAUCCAACAAAAUCUGUCCUCUCUAGUCAUUUUCUCAGUUCUCCAGUGUGACUUUGUGGUAUUCUUGGGCCAGGAGCUCUUAAUUUCAGUAGGGUUCACGUCAUCCAUGGCUUCAUAUACUCCCCCAAAGUUCAGGAGUAUAUUUCCCACAGUUACAGGGGCCAUACUAUACUAUUGCCAUGAAAAAAGCAGAAAAUUCCAAGGUGUUUGAUUCUGGAAGGGAUAUUACGUUGACGCAAAUUACAGGUCAAACAAUCCCUAACGUAUAACUAAGAUUCGUAACCAAAUGGUAAAUUUAAUAGAAAAGAAUGGCUUGUUCUUUGAGACCAACCUAAUGUAAUAAUGCCCCUUUUGCUCUUUUGAUUUCCUUUUAUUAUAAACUGAAAUUAAAAAUAAAAUAAAGCAAUAAUUCAGAGUAA